UCCGGCAGUGGGCAAGUAACUUCCCAUCUGUCGUCUCCCAUCUGCCUUCCACUGCCAGAUCAGAGAGCACAGAGCUAUGGUUAGCUGAGAAGAGCACCGACCCUCAGGAGCCGGCUCUGGGCCUACGGUGGCAUUGUCCGACCGAUCAACUUGGCUACAAGCCCAAGCCGAUGGAGAGCGAGAUUCCCACCAUGCGCCACGUGUACAAGGUGCUGGCCAGACAAUAUGAUCCUCUUGGAUUCAUCAUUCCCUACACAACGCGGGCCAAGGUUCUCGUCCAGAAACUGUGGGCGAAGAAGAGGAGCUGGGACGACCCAAACCUUCCUCCUGACAUCCUUGAGGCCUGGUCCAGCUGGGAGAGGGAACUUCCGGAGCUGGUAAAUAUCUCCCUACCGCGAACCUACGCACCACAGGACAUCGCCAAUGAUGCCACAAAGUAUACAAUGCAUGUCUUUUGUGAUGCCUCUGAACAGGCAUACGGUUCGGUAGUUUACCUCACAACGAAGAGUGACGACACUGUCCAUGUUUCAUUCGUUAUGGCAAGGUCUAGGGUGGCUCCGAAGCGCCAGCAGUCAAUGCCACGUCUAGAGCUCUGUGCAGCAUUGACAGGAGCCCAGCUGUCCUCCCUCGUUCAUCGAGAGCUCACCUUAAGCAUCACCCAGACCUUCCUUUGGACUGACUCCACCACCGUCUUAACCUGGUUGACAUCCGAGUCCUGCAGGUUCAAGGUCUUCGUUGGAACCAGAGUCUCAGAGAUUCAUGACCUGACGUCCUUGCACACCUGGCGGUAUGUGGACACGGCCAACAAUCCAGCCGACGAUCUCACCCGCGGCAAGACUUUGGUUGAGCUGGCGGCGCCAAAUCGGUGGAUUCAAGGGCCAUCGUUCCUCCGUGGUCCACCUAAAAAUUGGCCAUCGCUUCCCACCUCCACAGAGCCAGAAGAUGCUGCUGAGCUCAAGCACAGUAUCUUCUGCGGCCUCACACAGAUGAGUCUGGCACCUCAAACACCAGACGUCACACAGUUCGACAGCUGGACAGACCUGGUCAACGCCACCCAGCAGUUAUUUGAUGGGGCGGCGGCUGACCCAUCACUACCUCAACCGGACCUUCUUGACGCCGAAGCCCUCCUGCUGAAGGCUAGCCAAGCAGACUGCUUCCCAGGAGAGAUUAAGUGUCUCAGGGCCGGUAAACCAGUACUGCCCAGCAGUAAGCUCAGUACGCUUACACCGGAGAUGGAUCCAACAAUGGGUCUUAUCCGAGUCGGUGGACGCUUUCGUCGUAUGGACACUUCCUGUUCUACCGACAUCCACCCCAUAGUUCUCGAUCCCUGCCAUGCGGUAACAAGACUCCUUAUCAAGGACGUGGAUGCACGACUACUCCACCCAGGACCCGAUAGGGUCUUCGCCGAGAUCAGGCGCAAGUACUGGGUCCUCCGUGGGAGACAGGCUAUCAAGCACCAUCAGAGGACUUGUACGGAAUGCAGAAAAUGGAGAGGGCAGCCAGUGGUUCCAAUCAUGGCGGACCUACCCCCUGCCCGCCUGCGGAUCUUCAAGCCUCCGUUCUUCUCGACGGGAGUGGACUGCUUUGGACCAUACGUCAUCAAGGUCGGGCGGCGCAGGGAGAAACGAUGGGGUGUCAUAUUCAAAUGUCUCACCACUCGAUGUGUCCACUUAGAUCUGCUAAAUAGUAUCGACGCCGACGCCUUCCUCCUAGCAUUGAGGCGAUUCAUCGCACGUAGAGGCACCCCUUUCGAGGUUCUCUCUGAUCAGGGAACAAACUUCCGAGGUGCAGAGAGAGAGCUGAAGGAGGCGUUCGCUGCAAUGGAACCACAGCUACAAGAGAGACUUGCCAAGCAACGGAUCAAAUUCAAGUUCAACCCACCAGCGGCUCCCCACUUUGGUGGCGCCUGGGAGCGUGAGAUACAAUCCGUCAAGAAAGCCCUGCAGGUGGUGAUUGGUGCUCAGUCCCUCCAAGAAGAAGUCCUGCUCACAGUCUUAAUUGAGGUAGAAGGCAUCCUCAAUUCCAAGCCCUUAGGAUACGUGUCGUCAGACGUUGGGGAUCCGGAUCCUGUGACACCAAACAUGUUGCUGAUGGGGCGGCGGGACGCCUCCUUGCCACAAGUGUCCUACGCUCCGGACCCACUCACCAGGAGACGGUGGCGUCAUUGUCAAAUGAUGGUGGAUCACUUCUGGACACAAUUCAUCAGAAGCUACUUACCGUCUCUUCAGGUCCGCCAGAAGUGGCACCAACCUACCGAUGAUCUUCUCCAGGACACUGUCGUGAUGAUCGUCGAUCCUCAGCUGCCGCGUGCUCAUUGGCCCGUUGGGAAGGUGGUCAGGCUGAAUGCCAGUGCCGAUGGAUGCAUCCGGUCUGCUGAGGUCCAAGUGGGGGACAAGACUUACCUGCGACCAGUAGCACGCCUUGUCCGGCUGCCAGCUGUUCCGGACGACAACGCUGAUCCAGGGACUCCUGUAGCACCUUAGGGAAUUUAUUUUGUUUACAUAAUAGCCAUGCUAUUCAGGGGGCGGCUGUUGUAAAUUCCCUAUAGUUUGUAAUAUCGUAUCGUAUAAUAUAUAGCGUUAUUUCUAUUCAGGCACUUUGGGCAGCCCAGGUAGCGCCGUAGGGUCCUAGAGUUACGAGUUGUACGGGGCUGCGCCAGAGCUCGUUGCGCGCGACCGCUUAACACGCCAUGACAGAGAAUGCGUUCGUGAAGAAAAAACCAUUCCUACAUCAUUCAUUUAUUCAUACAUCUGUUCAUCCAUUCCGUCAUUCAUUCGGUUGCUUAUUGAAGCCAUCAUUGAUAUCAUUCGUCUGCAAGAGAUAUAAACAUCCUGAACUGUUCCCUGUGUAUGCGUCUACUCUCUGACCGGAGUUACCGUCCUGGAUAAAGUGAUCCAA
This is a messenger RNA of Gadus chalcogrammus (walleye pollock), 2898 nucleotides long. RefSeq lists its product as uncharacterized. NCBI's taxonomy places the organism in Eukaryota, Metazoa, Chordata, Actinopteri, Gadiformes, Gadidae. Bases 171 to 2483 code for a protein of 770 amino acids. The record is from RefSeq and is a predicted model, not a curated record. The transcript has 2 exons. Gene Ontology annotation, molecular function: nucleic acid binding. Gene Ontology annotation, biological process: DNA integration.